Hibiscus syriacus is the source of this 1324-nucleotide messenger RNA. RefSeq names its product protein LONG AFTER FAR-RED 3-like. The record is from RefSeq and is a predicted model, not a curated record. The transcript has 11 exons. The coding region runs from base 29 to 1324 and encodes 431 amino acids. NCBI's taxonomy places the organism in Eukaryota, Viridiplantae, Streptophyta, Magnoliopsida, Malvales, Malvaceae.
AGCUGAUAAUCUUGUUUGGCUGACAAGUAUGGAUGGUCAUAUGGGCUUGGCUAAUUCGGUGGCGCCAAAGUUGGCUGGAGUCACUAAUUUAUCAAAAGAUCCGAAUGGUGGUACAAUUAUGAGAACAGCUAAUGAAGAACCUACUGGUCUGCUGAUUGACGAUGCAACGGAGCUUAUUCUUUCCUGGAUUCCGGAGGUCUCUGGUGAUGAAAGGAGGGAAGCCAUGCUUAGAGCUAGCAGUUUUGCCUUGAUUAGGGGUGUCACUGCAGUUGUUGAUUUUGGGAGAUAUUUUCCUGGAGCACCAGUUGAGCAUUCGUGGCAGGACUUUUCAGAUGUGUAUCAAUGGGCUGAUUCUUCAGGGAAGAUGAAAAUCAGAGUGUGCUUAUUUUUUCCAAUGCAGACCUGGUCGAGGUUAUACAGUGUAAUUCAUAGGGCAGGCCGUGCUUUGAGUAAUUGGAUUUACUUUGGUGGUGUUAAAGCUUUUGCUGAUAGCUCUCUCGGUUCGAAUAGUGCUCUCUUCCAUGAGCUAUAUUUCGAUGACCCUCACAAUUUUGGUUUACAAGUUGUAGAAUCCGAAAGUCUUUUGAACAUGACAAUGGCUUCAGACAUGUCGGGGCUUCAGGUUGCUAUCCAUGCUAUAGGUGAUAGAGCAAAUGACUUGAUCCUUGAUAUGUAUGAAUCUGUUGUCUCCAAAAAUGGAAAAAGAGAUCGGAGAUUUAGGAUUGAGCAUGCCCUGCAUUUGACCCCGGGCACAGCGGCUGCAUUUGGCCCCGGGCACAGCGGCUGCAUUUAUUUCAGCACACGAUUUCAGCUGCUGGAGCAUGCUUUCUCGAGAACGAAAUGGGAUCUCUAUAGAACGGAAAAUUCUCUGAUUUCAUCGUACUGUCAACCGAUUCGUGGGACGACUUUGCUACCGAAGGAUCUGCAUCGAUUCAUUCAAACACGUCGUUAUCUCCGCCGUCUUACCGCCGUCUCGUCCGCCGAUUUCGACUUCGCCUUGCAAGAUGCCCUUGAAUCUUCUGGAAUCGAUACCUCUCACGCUAGAGUACUCCUCCUCCUCCUUUUCUACUGUAAAGAGGAAACUAUUGAGGCCACGAAGGGUUUCGUUUCACAAAUUAAAGAAUUAUCCAAUAUGGAGAGGGAAACAAGUAUUAGUAUAAAUAGAGGCGUUGAUCUCUGGAAAACUGCUCUUUACAUAGCAGCGGAGGAUGAUUCUCUCGUUUCGCAUUCUUCCGUUCCUUUGCCGGUGGAUGCUUUUCUUGAAAGAUUGGACGAUCUUUCCAUGGGCUACUGCUUUCACUAUAAUUUGUCAUGCAGGUCGUAA